ACGUCCCACGACCCGCAAACCACAGGCCAAAUCGCGAAAGUCACGCGUCAGAUUACAACUUACCUCUCGUCCUGCAUACAUGUCGUCUAUUGCUCUCCAUGGGACGACGCCCCACAUAGCUCGUUUUACUGCUCGAUCUGUCUACUGCUCGCAGCUUUUAUCAUUUCCCUCAACGUCACAGCGACCCUUCCCGUCUUACCGCACCGCUUCUGCCCGUAACCGUACCUAUUCGUUCUCCACAUCGGCGUCCGUUCACCAGAGGAACUUUGACAGAGUUCGUGUACAUCCUCGAUACCCACAUGAGCAGAAAUCUUCCAUAUCCGUCGCAGCCGAGGCGAAAACUACAGAAGAAUCCGGUCAAGACCUGACAGGUUCAGAACAACCACCACAUCAUUUGCCUCAGACUCCCAACACCCCAACACGACCCUAUCGAUUCCACAUUGCAGCCAGCUGGGCAGGCAAGCCUGAGACUGCCAGAACAGGAGAGGAAACGAUCUCUGUUCCAUUUGCGCCUGAGAGUGUCAUCGGCCGUUGGCGCGAUCAGACGUUACAGAAUGAAGGUCGAGAGAGGAAACGGUGGUUGGCGAGGGAUGCUGGAGAGGAUUUCUUUUUCGUUCAAGAGAUGAGGAACGGUUCGGGUGUUGGACUCGGUGUAGCUGAUGGAGUGGGAGGAUGGAUGGCAAGUGGGGUGGACCCGUCAUUGUUUGCUCAGUCCCUCAUGUACCAUGCACACCGCUACUGUCGGAGUGCAUGGGCUGGAGAACCGGAGGUGGAUCCUACACUAGAUUAUGAAGAGAGGGAACAGGUUGAAGGCUGGGAGUUGACACCUUAUGCCUGUUUGGACCUUGCCUACGGAGGAGUGUUAAGGGAACGACAUGUGGAAGCCGGUUCGAGUACGGCGUGUCUACUCACCCUCAAUUCAUCGUCAGGAUUACUGCGUUCUGCAAAUCUAGGAGACAGUGGGUUUCUCGUCAUACGGUCGUCGAACGUGAUAUAUAAGAAUCCAAUCCAGAGCCAUUAUUUCAACUGCCCAAAACAAAUCACGAAACUUCCUUCAAGUCACGGAAGGAAAUUCUCCCGUGCUUGCAUCGAUUCCCCGUCCGAAGCAGAAACAUAUUCGGCGAAAUUAAGGGAUGGUGAUAUUGUCAUAGUCUAUACAGACGGUUUGGCGGAUAAUGUGUUUGAUUCUGAAAUAGUGACGAUAUGCUCGCUGGUGGCACGACAAGGCGGAACGGAGGAAGUAAAAGUGCAGAUGAUGGCGGACAGGAUGGUAGAAUAUGCGCGGAAGUCUAUGAUGAGUAGGGACAAAUAUACUCCCUUUGAAAAGGAGGCAGCAAGGCACGGAAUGUUCUUUCGGGGCGGAAAAGUGGACGACGUGACGGUAAUCGUGGCAUUGGUUAGGGAAACACACUAGAAUAUUUAUAGCAGCGUUAUUACAUUAGGACCUAAUAAUAAUGUAGCCUACCUCGAUAGCGGGAAGACUAGUGUCUCGCACAAAGACGAGUGUAAUUUCCCCAAACGAUGUGCCAAUCUGCGGCCAAUGUGUCUUCUGCUGGCUCGCCGAAAGUGUCCAGUUUGCUGGCCCAUUGGACUGCGUUCUUGUAACACUGCAAAGCUUGCUGGUUGUUGACAUCUUCAUGUAGGAUACCCAAAAGAUUCCAGGCUUCAGUUGCAGUACGGCGGGCAUCGCGCAAAAGACUAGUCGCCGGCCGCUUGAGAACGGGGAUGUCUGUAAAAGGAGAGCUAUUGAUGGCAAGCGCUCGGGCAACUCUCUCCGAAGACUGGGCUGCAGUUGACAGCCAUUGAAUAGAUACCGGUCGUUUUUCCUUUAGGGCGUGGGAAACCUCGGCGCGGUGAAUACAAAACACGGAGGAGCGGUGCAGCAAUGUCAAGGCAUGGAGGGCAUGGGCCGGUGAUACGGACGACAUAUUUUCCGGAUGGCGUACGGACCGAACAAGGUUGAAAGCGGCCUCGUCCAGAGCUCGACCUUCCUUGAAUUUGGCCGACCGGGCAUAGAGGGCCGAACAGGAUGUUAGAAUGGAGAGAAGAGUCCGCUGGGCACUCGGAGACGGCGGCAUGCUUGCCGGAGAAUGGAGAGGUUGGUCCGAACCGACGGCCUUUGCCCACCAGGCCAUGGCAGAAUCGUUUUCACCCAGCCGGAAGCAGAGGUCGCCGAGUUUCAUAGCCAGACGGGCAGACUCGUUUGUGAAUUCUGGCUGACAAUCCCAGGCACGCUCGUAUUCGACCUUGGCCACUAACGAAGAACUUGCGCCCAUUCGUUCAAGAACGGAUGCAUGGAGUGACCGGAGACGUGGCAGUGUCCAAGCUUGUAGUUCCCUGCUCCUCUCUUCCGCAAUCUCGAUCGCCGUUCGAAGACCGUCUUCCGCUCGUACCAGCCGAGGGUCAAUAAUCACCAGUCCUCGAGGGCCCAACAAGCCGUCGCCACUGACAUCGGAGCCAAUCACAGCGGUACUUUCUCCGACUCCCCAGUUCAAUGCCAUCCACGCUCCUCGUACACAGUGACGUCCUCGUAUGCCCAACCCAGG
Marasmius oreades (fairy-ring Marasmius) is the source of this 2546-nucleotide messenger RNA. RefSeq lists its product as uncharacterized. The record is from RefSeq and is a predicted model, not a curated record. The transcript is spliced from 10 exons. Bases 80 to 1414 code for a protein of 444 amino acids. Lineage: Eukaryota; Fungi; Basidiomycota; Agaricomycetes; Agaricales; Marasmiaceae.